AUGAAAUUCACUUCUAUUAUCGCUACUGCUUUUGCUCUUGCAUCAUCUGUUGCUGCUUUAAAGACUGUUAAGUUAAAGACUUUUGCUUACCCACCACCACAAUACCCUGAAAUCACUGGUCAAUAUGUUGCUUCAUGGCAUGAAGGUGCAGGAAUCAAUUAUAUGUUUGUUGUUCCAGAAGAUCAAGCUGCCAAAUUUGUUUAUGAUGAAGAUUCCAAAACUUUGUACCUUGACCCAGCAUCAGUUGGUAAUCCAGAACUCAAGUACACCUUCAGUAUUUCUACUGGUGAACCAGGAUUAGGUGACAAAGGAACUUUAUUGAAUUCUAUCGUUUCUAACAAACCAACUGAAGUCAAUAUUGAUGAUUUGGGAUUCAUUACUUUCAAUGGAUCUUAUGGUCUUAAAGCAGUUAAGAAUAUUAAUGAACCAUAUGAAUAUUCUCAAAAGAACUAUGCUUUGGUUGAAAUUGAAGGUAAUGGUCCAGAUGGGGCCGUCCCAGUUUUCUUACAAGCUAUUGAUGCUUAA
Messenger RNA from Candida tropicalis MYA-3404, 525 nucleotides. RefSeq lists its product as uncharacterized. Lineage: Eukaryota; Fungi; Ascomycota; Pichiomycetes; Serinales; Debaryomycetaceae. The transcript has a single exon. The record is from RefSeq and is a predicted model, not a curated record. The coding region runs from base 1 to 525 and encodes 174 amino acids.